AUGCCGAAUCCUCCGGCAAAGGAAGAUACUUGGGCAUUUGGCCCGAUUGGAUCGCCAUUUCCCGAUAAUCCGGUUAAGGCGCUCGGACAAAAUAAUAUGUAUGUGGCGUUGUGGUAUAAGAACGGACAGCCGCUGCAUGGAAGAGCGUGGAACAACGGAGGUGUUAUUGAGUGUUCAUUCCCGUACAAAAAAGCUGAGCUCACAGGUAUUAAAGACCUAGGAGGGCAGAUUCAGAUUCUACAAUAUGCUGGCGAUCACAAUUCGUUAGGUUAUUGGUAUGAAUGGAUUCGUUACAAAGAUCGAUUCGAAAAAACGGAGGAUAGACAGAUGGUGAAGUGUGGUGAUUCAUUACCGAUCUUCUGGAAGGAUAGACCUGGAGGAGCGAUUUUGGGAUAUUUGGAUAACAAGACCGAGACUGCUUGGUUCUCGCAUGAUGGCAAGGCAGAAAGUUAUCAAGGUACACCACUUGGUAAUAUGUGGAUAAUUGUACGUAACAUCAAGGGUGGACCACCGAAUUGUGAAUGUGGCAUUUGCCCUCCGCCCCCACCACCUCCACCCGUGCCAGCUCCAGGUCCACCACCACCAUUGGUAAUGCUCGACGAAUGGUUGGAUUUGAAAAUGGGUGAUCCAUUCCCAACGAAGAAUCUUGUCAAAGCACUUGGCAAAUCACUGGACACAAUCGCUGGACAGAAUCCAGAUCAAUACGUUGCACUUUGGUAUAUGCAAGGUGAACCGAUUAUGGGUCGUAUUUGGAAUGAUAAUGGACGUGUUGCGGCAUCAUUCGGUUGGUUCAAUAAUGAAUACAGCAGUAAAGUUGGUUCCCUCCAAGUAUUGGUUGAAAUGAGUGAUGCUGUCCGUGGCUUUAACUACAGUUGGAUACCGUUCUCGGUAUGCGGUCAGUUCGGACAAAAGGAAUGGAUACCUGUUUAUGUUGAUUAUCCCAAAGGAAUUAUUUCACCGUGUGUUGUCGACUAUGAUGGAAAACAAAUUCUUGGCAAGGUUGAUAUCCGUAACGAAAGGGCGAGUGCAUCAUAUAAUGGCAAAGAACACGUUCUUACUGGGCCAAAGGUACAACCGCAAAUGGUUCUCUGCCGUAAAGCUAAACCAGGAUAUCAAUUCGAAUCGAUGCCUUGGUGA
This is a messenger RNA of Anisakis simplex (herring worm), 1137 nucleotides long. Lineage: Eukaryota; Metazoa; Nematoda; Chromadorea; Rhabditida; Anisakidae. The record is from the annotation of a GenBank genome assembly.